AGGCUCUCCCUCUCUCGCGCACCCAAAGGCGCUCGCUCCCAUACACACUCUUUCAGACACACGGAACUCUAUACAAACAUCAGCCUGGAUUAAUAAUUAUGCCCCUGGGGCAGGUUGGUUGAUCCCAGUAGCUCCCAAGGUGAAGAAAGGCCUGCUCUUGUUCCUUCAUACUGAGACCUGUGGGCUCACACAGCUGGCUUCCAUCACUCCAUGUUUGUGUGUUCUGUCUCCCCUGGAGUUGGACUCUAAUUUUGGCUUUUGACCCCUGGAACAGGAAAGGGUUUUUGAUUUGGCAGGGGACGAGACCUGCUGAGAGCCAGUCUGGACUGAAGCGACAGCAUUUAUUCAUAAUCCGUGGACAACAGGAACAUUUCUUCUACUACACCAGAUCUGAGACUGAGACCACGCUGGAGGCGUGUAUUUAAAGGACCUCUCUGGCCUCUAUUGCCCCAGGACCAUGGGCUCUCUCUGGGGCAGCAUUAUGCUGCUGUGUGGGGUGGUUCUGCUCAGGACGGAGGGCAGCGGAGCCCAACAGACCAAGAACAACGUUCCCCGGCUAAAACUCUCCUAUAAAGACAUGCUGGAGUCGAACAACCUUGUGACGUUUGAAGGCCUGGCCAACAGCUCGGCUUACCACACCUUCCUGUUGGAUGAGGAGAAAGGAAGACUGGUGGUGGGAGCCAAGGACCACAUCUUCUCCUUUAACCUCCUCAACAUCAGCAGAGACUACGCACAGAUCCCCUGGCCGGCUUCUCCCACCAGAAGAGACGAAUGCAAGUGGGCAGGAAAAGAUCUCUCGGUCUCAGAGUAA
This is a messenger RNA of Epinephelus fuscoguttatus (brown-marbled grouper), 811 nucleotides long. RefSeq names its product semaphorin-3ab-like. The transcript has 6 exons. Gene Ontology annotation, biological process: positive regulation of neuron migration; neural crest cell migration; negative regulation of axon extension involved in axon guidance. Lineage: Eukaryota; Metazoa; Chordata; Actinopteri; Perciformes; Serranidae. Bases 458 to 811 code for a protein of 117 amino acids. The record is from RefSeq and is a predicted model, not a curated record. Gene Ontology annotation, molecular function: chemorepellent activity; semaphorin receptor binding; neuropilin binding.